Molecule: messenger RNA, 3053 nt
Organism: Exaiptasia diaphana
Lineage: Eukaryota; Metazoa; Cnidaria; Anthozoa; Actiniaria; Aiptasiidae
Exons: 10
Coding region: 51-2186 (711 amino acids)
Source: RefSeq, a predicted model, not a curated record
CAAGCUCUCACGAAGACUGCAAGGUUGAGUUUUAUUGUUAAAGUCUGGAUAUGGACUGGUCUACGCUCGUUACAACCCUUGGUUUAGGGUUUUUGUUCCAAACAAUGUAUUUUUUCGAAGUAAGAGGCAAGGAAUUGGAUGAUUGUAGAAACUGGCAAUAUCUACUACAAGGUGGUAAAAAAUGUGAGGAUUGUCCGGCCUGUCCAGCUGGGACAAUGUACACAACACACUGUGGACGUACACAAGAUUUUAAUGGAAACAUCGAAAUUAAAGGGCCAAAAUGUAAACCUUGCGAACUGGGAYUCACUAAGCCAGUUAAAUCAAAGAAUGCUUGUCAUCGCUGCAAACAGUGUGGAAACAGACACGUUAUUCAGUCAUGUAAUGCCACGCAUGAUCGUCAAUGUUCUGACUGCAAAAAGGGGUUUUAUAUGGAAAGUGGUAAUUGCCACCCUUGCCAGCCUUGCUGUGGAAAAGAAAAAUUUAGUAAGGAAUUCGGAAACGAGUACAUAAGACARAAGUGCGUUGAUGAUAAAAUGGGGGACUGCUGUUGUCGCCCAAUAGAGGGGUGCACCAAAAAAUGUUAUUUUAAUGCAACAACGUCCCCGCYUAUCCUUUCGAUUGUGAUCACCAGUCCAAAGARUUUUCUUCCGACUGCUAGCACAAGUAGGGCCACAAAACAGCCGAUCGUCAGCUCGUAUACAGAGACAACAACAAACUCUAUCAUCAGUUCAUCUACAAAAYCAAACACUUUUGAUCCAAAUUUUGGUGGAGUAGACCUUCCUAAGUCAAAAUCCGAAUCGUCGAGCACUAAAGAAAUUGGUGGAGUGGAUCCUGGCUGGCCAAUUGCUCUUGGUACUAUAUGUUUUUUGUUUAUUUCUGUGGUUAUGCUCUUGUCAUUUACACACUCGAAUGCAAUCAAGAAAAUGAAGUCCUUCAUGCUGAACAACGUAAACACCAAGUGUGAACAUCAUGAGUCUAGUGACUGUGCCGGUGACAAAGGGAUUGUAGUACGUGUUGGUGGCAGAUUCGAAGAGAAGGCUAGACCAAACUUUACAAACUACGCCCAAUUGGUCGAAGGUACGGAAACAGACUCAUCUGUAUCACUGCAACCACAGAACCUAGUAAAUGCUACCGAUGACGAUCAUGCUUUGAUGUGCGCUUGCCACAUGACCGAAAGAAAUACAAUUAGUUCAGCCGAUUCCGAAAAUAUCGCAGGACCUUGGUUGUAUCGUGAGCUUGACAUCCACAGGCAGCACAGGCGACCACGCUCCAGAGCAGAGAAACCUAACGAUGCUGCGAUGUUCUGUGGAGAGUUCGUGCAGCUACAAGAGUUAGACGAAUCCAGAACGAACACUUCGAUAUCUCUAGAAGAUCUUAGUGAACACGAUAACGUCGUCCCCCCGAGUAAAUCGGACAUAGAAAAUGUACAAGAGAACGAAACGACCGAUGACGUCAAGAAGGAAGGAGAAGAGAACAGUGAGACAGAAGAGACAGUUACCGCGGUACCAGUUACUACUCAAAAUAGAGAUGAAAACACUGUUGUCAUAGCAAUUGGACAGCACAAUGAAACGAUGAGUCAUAUGGAUGUUAACGCUCACAAGGUGACUGGGGAAAGAUGGAGAGAAACAAAACGGAAGAAACCGGCAUCACAUAAGAAGUCUAAGAAGAAAACAGAGGACAACAUGAAUGACGAAUACUUUCCGAGUGUUAAAUCCAAAGAAACCUUACAGUGCACUUGCGGAAAAUGCUCAUAUCGUCCUUAUGUGAGAGACAUCCAGCUUUGUAACUGYAAAAGCUGCGUUCCCCAGCCAGAUGAUGAUUUAUACAAGAUUAUAGAAAGACGCUGCUUAAGGUCAGAAAUUUGCAACGAGCUCAACAAGAAGGAUGUUCCAAAUUGGAAUGAUUUGUCGAUAUACAUAAGAAUAGAUAGACAAAUACCAGACAUCAAAAGCAACGAUAAUCCUGCCCAUGUUGUGYUAGAGAGGCUCAAGACCUCGCGACCAAGGAUGAGGCUUGAAGACUUUAACGUCAUAUUGAAGAAUAUACGACGUCAAGACAUAAUGGACGUCAUCAUGCGUCAUCAUACCACGUGCUUGCUAUGUCGACGAAAUUCCUUUGAUGCCAGCGUACAUGAUCUACACAUGCCGUCUGAUUUUAAGACCUCGAACUUUGUUAAAAGUAUUUAGUCGAAUUUCUUUGUUUAUCUCUUAUCGAACAAUGAUAUCGAACAAUGAUUUCUUCUUUUAGUCAAUCAAUGCUUGUAAUUCUUCAAACAAAAAAUUACAUUGCUUUCAAAACGGUUUUUGGGUCCUUUUCAGUUUCUAUGCUAAAGAUUGUUACCCUGCUGAACCUGUAUGAGCUAUUGUAGAUUUUUUUCAAGAAAGGUACAGGUCCACCAAGCAUUCAAAAACUGAAUUCCAAGGUCACAAAGAACUACACAAUACGGAGAAAGUAUAGAGCUACUUACACCCACAUCAAUUUCAAAUAGGUCUGAUAUAACAAUUACUGAGAACUAUCUCUAUAUAAGACAAUAGCUAUAUGAAUUUUUGAGUAAUAUUAWUAUCAUUAUCGUUUUUUAUUUUUUAAACUGGACAGCUGAAUUGGUCCGUCCGUGUCGAAGAGAGUAGUUUUAUAAAGAUAUCGACAGGUCCCAGCAAURCGAGUUGAUAUAUGUUCUAUAGCAGUGUAGUUAAGUGGGUCCGCAAAUUCAACUACAUUUACAGGCAAACAAAGCGAAACCAAACCAGAAAAUCACACUAUCACUUAGUACGAUUCCUCCAAUAAACCUUGGCUUUUAGCGAUCUCUUUUACACUGUGUUAGGGUCAAAACYAUGUAAUAUUUUCUUGAAUUGUAGUAUAGCCUGCGCAAAUGCAAGAAUUCUGUUAGCAUUGAAGACAAUGAAAAUAGUUUGAAAUUCCGAGAAUUUAUCUAAAUUUCUAACAGAGUGCUAAAGAUAUCGUGAAACUCAAUUUUCAGCCCAAGAACUCAAAAGUAUCAUAAAUGUAUGUCGUACUUUAUUGUCAUUAUAAGUAUAAUAAAGAAAGAUGGAAGA